Durio zibethinus is the source of this 1249-nucleotide messenger RNA. RefSeq lists its product as uncharacterized. Gene Ontology annotation, cellular component: nucleolus; preribosome, large subunit precursor. Gene Ontology annotation, biological process: ribosomal large subunit biogenesis; nuclear-transcribed mRNA catabolic process; ribosomal large subunit assembly. The record is from RefSeq and is a predicted model, not a curated record. NCBI's taxonomy places the organism in Eukaryota, Viridiplantae, Streptophyta, Magnoliopsida, Malvales, Malvaceae. Gene Ontology annotation, molecular function: RNA binding.
AAAGAAAGGUUGAAAUGGGUCCAAUCUAGACAAUGAAAAUUGGGUCAGAAAUGGAAAAAUUUUGGGCCGAGGAGGAAAGAUCCAAUUACCCGAGAACCAGACUCUUAACAUCGCAAGAAGAAGACCGCCGCGUAUAAGCUCAAAACCCUAACAAACCAGACCAGGAAGAGAAACAUAGGUUUUACAAGUUGCAGAAAGCAGAACAAAGCAUACUGCUUUACUUUUCCGACAUUACUUGUCGAAGAUGCCAAAGUCCAAGCGUAACAAAAUAGUUUCAUUAUCAAAGACAAAGAAGAAGGGAAGGGAACAUAAGGAAUCAAUAGUGAAUGCUAUAAGGGAAGCUGCUGAAACUUACAAUUCUAUCUAUGUUUUCUCUUUUGAAAACAUGAGAAAUCUUAAAUUCAAGGAGUUUAGAGAGCAGCUCAAACCCACCAGCAGAUUUUUCCUUGGUUCAAAUAAAGUAAUGCAAGUUGCUGUAGGUCGUUCUGCUUCUGAUGAUAUUAGACCAGGUCUUUACAAAGUUUCUAAGCUUCUGCGCGGGGAUACUGGACUGUUUCUUACCAACUUGCCAAGAGAAGAAGUGGAGAGCUUGUUUAAUAAAUUUGAAGAAACCGACUUUGCAAGGACAGGAAGCGUUGCAACUGAGAAGGUGGAACUUUUAGAAGGUCCUUUGGAUCAGUUCACGCAUGAGAUGGAGCCAUUUUUGCGCAAGCAAGGAAUGCCUGUUCGGUUGAACAAAGGUGUUGUAGAACUUGUUUCAGACUUUGUUGUCUGCGAGGAGGGAAAGCCUUUGUCACCUGAGUCAGCUCGGAUACUGCGCUUGUUGGGGAUCAAAAUGGCUACUUUCCGACUACACUUGAUCUGCAGAUGGAGUCCUGAGGACUUCGAACUUUAUAAAGAAGCACUAGAGGAAUCAGAUGUUGAAUCUGCAUAGAAACAAUGAUUUCAGGUUGAAUGCAAUCACAUUCAGGGGUUUGAUCUUUGAAAUUACAGGUCUUGGAUAUCCAUCUCGGUUAUCGUGGAGGACAAUAUGUGCUAUUACAAAGUAAUGCAGCAGCAGUGGUGUUGGUGGUGAAGUCGGACUGUUUCAAUGACUGGUUUUAUUCUGCAAGCUGUUGUGCAAAAUUUUGAUCUUUCUUCAUAUACUUGUCUCUAGUGCUUUUCUCUGUAAAAUCUUCUGUUUGUACUAUUAAAUCUACAUUUGAGUUGCCGGAUAUUUGAAAUUUCAUGCAAUUUGUCAUCCUCUCAA